CCAAAACUCGGCGUUAAGCCGGCGAAUUGGACGUUUUCAGCCUUACGCGCGUUAUUCUUGCCUCGGCGUCGUUUCGUCGUCGUGUCUCGCCCCCCGAAAAAACCGUUGGAAAUAAAGGCGGCCGCAGCCUGCGCGCGGGCAACGUCGCCGACUUUCAACGGCAGGGGGAGAGCGCGUGUCGCCGACUUCUUUCCGGGGUCCCGGACGGCGGACGAAAGGCUUUUUUUUUUUAGUGGAAGUUUAAAAGGAAGCGCUGGACGUGGGGGAAAGCCGGUCAAAGUUGGCACUUCGCGUCUACCGCGCUGCCGUUCGUUAAACGGGUCCUCUGGCGUCGCGUCGUUGCAGAGGUUUGAACUUUACAAGGGAAUUGGGUUAUAAGCCGCGGCCGCAGACGGGGUAAAGGUAUGUCUGAAGUUAGUCUUGGGGCUGUUUUGGGGGAGACCUCAGCCGAGGACCAGGAAAUGGAUUGUAAGGAAGCUCACAAAACAGACAAGUCUUUGAGUGAGGAUCUAAAAGAUGAGAGCAUAGACUGUUAUGAUGAAAAAAGAGAUGUCAGAGAUGAAGUGCUUGAUGACGGUGGCAAAGAUGAUAUAGAAAAAAAUGACACAGAUGCUGAACAAGAAGAUAAUGAUAUUGAUAGUGAAAAUGAGGUCACACACAGUGAUGAAAAUGUUGGGGACAGUGAUGACGCCGAACACAAAACUUGCAGUAUAGAUGAUGGGGGACCUCAGACAGAGCGACAUGUUGAAAGAGCUGAAACACCAGUGGAAAUGGGAGAUUCCCACUCUCCAAAUAAGCUAAUUGCUAUGGCUGAGGAGUCUCACAGAAGCUCAGCCGCUGAGAUUCCAGUCACCAGCAAUGGAGACCUGGAUCAGAGCCCCGAGGAAGUGUUCGUCAGGGAGUCUUUCUCCAGCGGCCACGGGGCGCUUAACCUUUCAGAAACUUGUGUCACCCCCAGUAACUUCGCUUCAACAGCAGAAGGUAUCAUUGAAUCAGGACCAUACAAAGGAUCAGCGAGCCAGCCCACGUCUCCCGUGGCACCCGUAGCUCCCAGCUCGGUUGUGGCUGGCCGCCUGGCACGUUCUGCCAGCGACAGCCAGGCUGAGAAAGUCAUGAAAGGGCAGCCACAGACUGGGGCGAUGGUCAUUGCUGAUGAAUUCAAGAGCCCCGCCAUGGAAAAACUGGAUCUCGUGAGAAAAUGGAGUAUCAACACGUAUAAAUGCACAAAGCAGAUCCUGUCCGAGAAGUGGGGUCGGGGCUCGAGGACGGUCGACCUGGAGCUGGAGGCUCAAAUCGAAGUUCUCCGUGACAACAAGAGAAAGUAUGAGCAUGUGGUCAAGUUGGCCCAGACACUGGCCAAUCAGCUGUCCCAGAUGAUGCAGACGCAGCGGCAGCUGGGGGAUGCUUUUGCGGACCUCAGCCUCAAGUCACCAGAGCUCCACGAGGAGUUCAGCUUCAACGCCGACACCCAAAAGCUUUUGUCCAAAAAUGGAGAGACACUACUGGGGGCCAUCAACUUCUUUAUUUCUAGUGUGAACACGCUGGUGGACAAAACUAUUGAAGACACCAUGAUAAACAUCAAACAGUAUGAAUCCUCCAGAGUUGAGUACGACGCAUAUCGUACAGACCUGGAGGAGCUGAACCUGGGGCCACGCGACGCCUCCACCAUGCCCAAGAUGGAGCAGUCCCAGCAGCAGUUUCAGAUUCACCGUGAGAAGUAUGAAAAAAUGCGCAAUGAUGUCGCCAUCAAACUCAAGUUUCUGGAGGAGAACAAGGUGAAGGUGUUGCACAAUCAGCUCAUUCUGUUCCACAAUGCCAUUGCUGCGUACUACGCAGGGAACCAGCAACAGCUGGAACAGACUCUCAAGCAGUUCCACAUCAAGUUGAAAAUGCCGGGCGGCGACGCUCCAUCUUGGCUUGAAGAGUCCUAAUCGCUCAGAUCGCAACUCUCGAGGAGUAGUCUGGGGUUUUUUUUGUUUUGUUUUUUUUUUUUUACUGGAAAAUGGAAAAUUCCCAAACAGCCACAGAAGCUAAAGGAAUGCCCGUUUCAACUCUCAUCAUUCUGCUGUCAGUCUGUCAAUCUGUCAUGCCUGUAAACCUUUUUAGACAAAAAGAAGAAAACAUACAUUCAUGAUUUUGAAAAGAGGAAAACAUAAAUUCAUGAUUUUUUUUUUUUUUACUAGAAAAUGGAAAAUUCCCAAACGGCCACAGACUCUAAAGGAAUGCCCUCGUCAACUCUCAUCAUCAUUCUGCUAUCAGUCUGUCAAUCUGUCAUGACUGUAAACCUUUUUAGACAAAAAGAUGAAAACAUAAAUUCACGAUUUUGCAAAGAGGAAAACAUAAAUUCAUGGUUUUGAAAAGAGGAAAACAUAAAUUCUUUUUUUUUUUUUUUGCUGGAAAAUGAAAAAUUCCCAAACAGCCACAGACGCUAAAGGAAUGCCCUCGUCGACUCUCAUCAUCAUUCUGCUAUCAGUCUGUCAAUCUGUCAUGGCUGUAAACGUUUUUAGACAAAAAGAGGAAAACAUAAAUUCAUGAUUUUGGAGUUCUUUUUACUCUUUGAGAAGCCCACUAAAACGUUGAAGAGACUCUCACUUUUGCAAUCCUUUCGAAUCAUGGAAAUGCACUUUUGUACCAUUUGACAAAUCUGUCGAGGUGGGGGGGGGGGGGCUAAAUAUAUUUCAAAACUCUAGAACAUGGCCUUUUUUUUAUACGGCACAUGAAUGUUGUAUCCACCCGGAGAAAGCAAGUUUUCUCUAAGGGAUAAAACGGUUCAUUUGAUUGACAUUGUAUUCAGAACUGUCCUCCAUCUUCUGAGAUGGGGCCGCUUGCUUUAUGAAGGUUUAGCCAGCCACCUCCAGACAACUACUCGCAUAACGCGACUCGACAUCGGUUGCUGCAAACCUAGGACGAAUUAAAGUUUUAUAUCCUCAAAUACAAGUCUGUGCAGUACGCUAAUGCGUGUCGGUCACCUUUCUUGAUGUUGAGAAAUGUAGAUAUGCGUUUAGUUGUCGCGGUAGGUACCCAAGGGAAACGUCAAAAUCUUGUUUCAUGAUUCUGGAUUUGCUAAACCGAUCCGCAUUUCAGUAGAUUAGCAUUUUUGUCUUUCGACUGUUCGUCAGUUCGUCUUUAUCGUAGUGUUUGACUUGAGCUGAUGAAAUUGAACUCUUUGGUAUUCCAUAUACUCUGAAGGACCAGCAUUACUACGUGAAUUGAUGUGCCUUGAUUUGUAAAUCUGUUUACCGAUCCUGUACAGAGCGCCUCUGAAGAUCGACCCCCCCCCCCCACUACCAGCUUUGACCAUUGUUUUAUUAAAGGAGAGGAUGGGCCGAACGUGUGAGAAUGCACAAAACGACAGAGCGAGGGUACAGUCAGGGUUGUUCGGACCACCUCUCACAAUACGAAUGGACCCACCUUUAAACCACUCUGAUAACUCCAGAUUAAAUUCGUGUAAAUCAGUUUCAAGACGUGUGUAUUUUUCUCCUUCUAUAUAUAUCUAUAUAUAUAUAUACGUAUAUAUAUAUAUAUUGCACAUAUGCACAUUUGAGACCAAUGACGAAAAUAACAGAACUACGAUACAAAUGACUAAAACCAAAAUCACUUGAGAAACUUUUUGUAGGCUGGAAGGACCAGCGUCCUUUCUUAGGGGCCGCUCUUUUUUCCAUUGGACUACGUGUAACUUUUGAAAGGGAACAAACACUGGUAUGGAUAGCCAGCUGGCCCCUGUCAUUUUGUUGAUUUCUACCAAUCCUAUGGCUCUGCAGUUUGAAACUGUUGUGUGAUUUCAAUCUAUUGCUCCUUGAGAUAGAUGAAUAUAUAUUUGUAAUUUACUCUAUUUUAGCUUGGCAUAUAUAUAUAGUGUAAUGGUUGCCGCCAUUUGGAUUUGUUUUCCCCUGAAGACAUGUAUGUACUAGUGGGUCCAUGCCUUUUUGUAAUAAUGAAACAUUAACCCAUGCUGAGUUCAAAUAGGUUCUGAAUGUUGUGUAACAAUCUUUGGGAAAUUAAAAAUGAUCUCUUCUCUUUGGAAGAUGCCUACUGUCCAUU
Lampris incognitus (smalleye Pacific opah) is the source of this 4041-nucleotide messenger RNA. RefSeq names its product ADP-ribosylation factor interacting protein 1 (arfaptin 1) (gene arfip1). Gene Ontology annotation, molecular function: protein domain specific binding; phospholipid binding. The transcript has 10 exons. The record is from RefSeq and is a predicted model, not a curated record. Gene Ontology annotation, biological process: regulation of Arp2/3 complex-mediated actin nucleation; intracellular protein transport. The coding region runs from base 405 to 1931 and encodes 508 amino acids. Gene Ontology annotation, cellular component: trans-Golgi network membrane. NCBI's taxonomy places the organism in Eukaryota, Metazoa, Chordata, Actinopteri, Lampriformes, Lampridae.